Messenger RNA from Indicator indicator, 628 nucleotides. It is a transcript of the gene AP3S2, whose product is annotated as adaptor related protein complex 3 subunit sigma 2. The coding region runs from base 12 to 605 and encodes 197 amino acids. The transcript has 6 exons. Gene Ontology annotation, cellular component: intracellular membrane-bounded organelle; membrane coat; AP-3 adaptor complex. Gene Ontology annotation, biological process: intracellular protein transport; Golgi to vacuole transport. The record is from RefSeq and is a predicted model, not a curated record. Lineage: Eukaryota; Metazoa; Chordata; Aves; Piciformes; Indicatoridae.
CAGCCACCAGGAUGAUCAACGCCAUCCUGGUGUUCAACAACCACGGCAAGCCGCGGCUCGUCCGCUUCUACCAGCACUUGACAGAAGAGGUCCAGCAGCAGAUCAUCCGUGAGACCUUCCACCUGGUGCUGAAGCGGGAUGACCACAUCUGCAACUUCCUGGAGUGUGGCAGCCUGUUUGGUGGCUCUGACUACAAGCUGAUCUACCGGCACUAUGCCACCCUCUACUUCGUCUUCUGCGUGGACUCCUCGGAGAGUGAGCUGGGCAUCCUGGACCUCAUCCAGGUGUUUGUGGAGACGCUGGACAAGUGCUUCGAGAAUGUCUGUGAGCUGGACCUCAUCUUCCACAUGGACAAGGUCCACCACAUCUUGCAAGAGGUGGUGAUAGGUGGCAUGGUGCUGGAGACCAACAUGAAUGAGAUUGUGGCACAGGUGGAGGCCCAGAGCAAGCUGGAGAAGGCUGAGGUGAGCAGCCAUGGAGGCCUCUCAGCCGCUCCGUCCCGCGCGGUCUCGGCGGUGAAGAACAUCAACCUGCCCGAGAUCCCUCGCAACAUCAACAUCGGGGACAUCAACAUCAAAGUGCCCAACCUGUCGCAGUUCAUGUGACGCUCCUGCCGCCUGGGCUGGCU